Molecule: messenger RNA, 2466 nt
Organism: Fusarium fujikuroi IMI 58289
Lineage: Eukaryota; Fungi; Ascomycota; Sordariomycetes; Hypocreales; Nectriaceae
Exons: 6
Coding region: 1-2466 (821 amino acids)
Source: RefSeq, a predicted model, not a curated record
AUGGUGAGCUACUCCCGUACUAACAUACACGAUGCUAUCGUCUUUCUAGAGCCUCAGAUGGACUACAUCUGCAAGGUCAGUGGCGCGACUGGACUUUCGUUAUCCGUUGUUUCGGGCGGAGAAGAAGCCUAUGCCAAGCAUCUCGGUUUUCGAGACGUUGAAGUUCAGAACACCCCGGAUGGCGAUACAACGUACUUCAUCGGCUCUGUGACUAAAGGAAUCGUGGCAGUCCUCGUGGGAAUAUUGGUUGAGGAAGGGAAGCUCGGGUGGUCGACUCGCGUCGCCUCAGUAUUGCCCGAGCUCCAAGAUGCAUUCGAGGGCCGCGGCUCGCAGAUCACUAUCGCUGAUCUCUUAUCCCAUCGCACUGGAGUGGCGCGUAGCGACGCCAUCUGGAUUUCUCGGGCUGGGAAUAUCCUGCUCCCAAAAGACUUCAGGAAUGACUUUCUCUACAAUAACUACGCCUACGACGUGGAAAAGGUAUGGGAGCCGAUGGGGAUGCAUCGAACGUCGGUGGAGGACCUUGCUGGGAAUUCCAACGCAGCAAAGGCCUAUUACGCCCUGGAAGAUGCCUCUUCUUAUGAAGUUCCAAUUCCUACCAUAUCCCACGAAACCAUCAUGGGUGCUGGUGGGGCCAUUCGGAGCUGCACAAAUGACUUGGCCAAAUACUACUGCAGCUUUAUGAAAGCAGUCAAUCAUCAGUUCAACAACAACACGACCUCAACCCCGAACUCGCCAUUCAAGCAGCUGACUACAAUUCUCCGACCUCACAAUCAGCUUGGCGUCAUCUCUUUGGGCGAGCAGUCUUAUGCACUGGGCUGGGGGCGUGCACAGCUCCCAUGCCCAUUAGGCACUCUCAAUUACAACUAUCUGCUUAUUCCCUUAAUGCCAGUAAUUGGGCAAGGAGCUCCAAGUCAGCUCACUCUGUAUCAUGGAGGAAGCAUUCAAGGAUUCAACACAGCUGCUUACCUCUUACCAGAAACCGAGACGGCCAUCAUCGCAAUGCAGAACUCGUCGGGCCUGGGCGAUGCAUGCGAUUGGAUUCCUCAAAUAAUCAUGCAUACGCUGUCAGGCAGUACUGAGAGAAUCGGCUUUCUGCAUCUUGCUACUGUGGCUGUGAGGGCGGCGCUAUCUCUGCCAGAGAAGAUCGAUGACGAACUUGAAACGAGACGAGAAAGAGGCACGAGACAUAUGAACCUCGAGGCAUAUACAGGUCGCUACUGGAACGCCCUUCAAAAUUUCCGCAUAGACGUAAAAAUCUUGAAUGGCCGUCUCUCCAUGACGUUUCAAGGAAUUUUGAACGAGACUUAUGAGCUCAGGCACUAUCAUCAUCAUUUAUGGACAUGGAAUGUGUCACACAAUGAGACUGCGAAGCAAGGACGAUAUCCAACUAAGCCCUGGAUAUCGUACAUUAUCGAAUUAGAUUGCGGGGAGAAUAAAGAGGCUCAGGUGUUGCUCUGGAAGUAUGAUGAGGAACACCCAGAGCCAGGGGUCUUCAGACAAGCUUUGGCGCAGCCGAGAACGCCGUACUCCGGGAGACAAGGACUCCGCUUCCGAAACCACGGAUCCGAUCUGGUCGACGAAACCACGAACCCAACAGCCGGUCAGGCACAGGCCUCAGCGCCUGCAAAUUCGGACUCGCAAGAUGUCUCAACGAAAUUGAAAAUAUUCAGCUUCUGGAUAAAGGUAUAUGAGGAAAUUCUUGCAGAUAAAGACGAACAACUAAAGAAAAUCCUGGACGCAUACGAUGUCCUCCUGGAGCGCGCGGCGGGGACAGACGGCGGAAUAGCUAGCAGCAACACUAUACAGAACCAGGGCGAUGAUGUAGGCUUCAUCAAGGAUAGUUCAUCUGCCGAAGCAGACAUCGGAGAUUCCUCGAGCUCUGAGCUAUCCGAUUCGGGCAUUCACCUAUUACCAUCAGCCCGGCGCGUGGUGGGGGAUGACGCGAAAAUGAAGGCCAUUGUAAAGAUAAAACUCGACGAGAUGCAGCAGAAGGAAUGGGUACUGAAGUGGCCUGGCCAUGUUUUCAAGGUCCAGACUGCCGCUCUGAACCCUUACGCCGGUCUAGCAUGGGCUGGCGCAACGGAGCUAGUUGCUCGAUACAAAAUCGUAGAGGAAGAUUACAUUUAUGGCAAGCAUGGUAAGCAUGAGGACUUUGAGAAGAUCCUUGUAGCCAUGUAUAGCAAGAUCACGUUGUUCUACAUCAAGGCCGCAUGCUACUUUGCCAAGUCAACUUUGAAGCGCAUGCUGAGGGGUGUUGCGACCUUGGACGAUUGGAAGUCAACUCUUACAAAUCUCACCAAAGCAGAUGAGGAGUGCCAAGCAUUCGUUGUCUCACUUGGAAUAUCCGCCUCACUCAAGAAGGGGAGAUCAGAUCUUGGAAAAGCUGAGCAAUCGAGACCAGCACUCAAAUCAACAGAAUCAAGGCAUGGCUUCUCUAUGACGUCGACAUCGAUAAGCAACAUCUAG